CCAAUUUGAUGCAUUACAGGCGGAGAUUGAAACAUUAUCGGAACAAGUUGAUGAUGAAUAUAACGAGCGUAUACAAUACGAGGAGCAGUAUUAUAGUCUCGUAGGUGUGGCGCGCAGUAUGUUAAAUAGUGCAACGUCAUCACCACCUUCUCGCGAUGGAUCGGUGUCGGGAGAACAAAAUGUCAACUAUACUCCUAAAUUUAAUUUACCGGUCAUCAAUGUACCACAGUUCGGAGUCAAGGCCGUGCAUUUAGAGCUUGUGACAGAUCUUAGCAAGGACGCAUUCUUGGCUGCGUUCAAUCGUUUCAUAUCAAGGAGGGGUAAACCUCAAAACAUAUAUUCCGAUAAUGGUACAACCUUCGUAGGAGCAUGCAAUGAUCUUAAACGUUUUUUAAAAUUUAAUAAUCCUUAUAUACAAAGUAAUUUAGCCGAACUUAAUAUUAAUUUUAAUUUUAUACCGCCAUAUUCGCCUCACUUUGGGGGUAUUUGGGAGGCUGCAGUGAAAUCUGUUAAAACUCUUUUGUAUCGUAUUUUAAAUUUAACACAUCUAGUUUAUGAGGAACUUUCAACAUGUUUAUAUCAAAUAGAAGCAAUCCUUAAUUCAAGACCUCUUACGCCUUUGUCCACAGACCCUCUAGACCUUACCUUUUUAACACCAGCCCACUUCCUUAUUGGACGACCGCUCAUGUCUGUUCCUUAUCCCCCACUUCAAGACGUGAACAUUAAUAGACUUCAACGCUUUCAGAGAAUAGAGAAGCUGAGACAGCAUUUUUGGAGCCGCUAUACACAUGAAUAUAUACAUCAACUUCAACAGAAACAGAAAUGGCACGCAUCUUCUGGGAAACUGGAAAUCGGAGACAUAGUCCUGAUCAGGGAUGCCAGUGCACCACCAUUACUUUGGUCUAUGGGGAAAGUAAUAAAGCUGAUGAAGGGCAGUGACGGAGUUUGCAGAGUUGCCGAAGUACAAACAAAGAGAGGCCCUAUAAUUCGAAGUUUUAACAAUCUCUGUCCUCUUCCAGUUAAACAAAUUUGAAGAUCAUAAUCUUCAAGGCCCGGGAGUAUGUUCGCGACAUCGCGCACCGGCAUAGCUGACAGGGCGGUGGCUUGCUGCGUAUACGGCUGGUGUUGCGUCCCUCCGCGCGCCCCUCCCCUUCUAGCGGUCACUUCUACUCUUAGCCGCACCGGGCUCACAUCAAAUAAUAUCAGUCUUUAUAAGCAUAUAUAUUUUCUACAAUAAAUACAGUCUACUUGC
This is a messenger RNA of Melitaea cinxia (Glanville fritillary), 1252 nucleotides long. RefSeq lists its product as uncharacterized. Bases 119 to 1033 code for a protein of 304 amino acids. The record is from RefSeq and is a predicted model, not a curated record. Gene Ontology annotation, biological process: DNA integration. Gene Ontology annotation, molecular function: nucleic acid binding. Lineage: Eukaryota; Metazoa; Arthropoda; Insecta; Lepidoptera; Nymphalidae. The transcript is spliced from 2 exons.